Acaulospora morrowiae is the source of this 786-nucleotide messenger RNA. The record is from the annotation of a GenBank genome assembly. NCBI's taxonomy places the organism in Eukaryota, Fungi, Glomeromycota, Glomeromycetes, Diversisporales, Acaulosporaceae.
AUGCCCGGCUCAACAUGCUUUGAAGCACAUAGAACACUGGCGAAUGAACUCAAAAUACUUCUUAAUCACCUUGCUGAAAAUAGUCGUGGAUGGUGCAAGGCAAAAGCGAUCAAGAAACAGCUAAAGGUCUUGGGUAGCAUGUUAUGGUCUGGUCCUAAAGAUCCCACUAUGGCAUGUGUGGUUGCGCAAUCAACCUUUUCGCAAAGUCGUACCCUGCGAUCUCUGUCGAUUGACGGGCAUUCCUCUGCUUGCCUGAAAUGCUACAAACCCAAUAAUACUAUUGCCUCAGCGAUUUGGAAGGUGCAUCAAGAAGCAAUACUAUGGGUUACAGUUGAAAAUAAGAUCAAUGAAAAUAUUAAGAAGCGAGGAAUGCUACAAGUGCAACAGCAGAAGCUUGUUAUGCACCUAGUGGUUACGAGAUCCCGAAUAGAUUACAAAAACUUCGAUCAUAAUGUCGAUGACGGUAACGAUGAGGAGAAUAUAGACCUUCUGGAGCAAUCGACCAGCGAUUACAAAAACUUGGAUCAUAAUUUCAAUGACGGUAGUGAUGAGAAGAAUACUGACCUUCUGGAGCAAUCGAUCAGCAAAACAUUACCUAUGCAGUCAACCAAUGAAACAUCAUCUAUCGAAGAUUACCUGAAAAUUUUCGAAAAAGCAAAUCUUCCCGAGGAGUCAUAUUUACACUCAUUUAUGAUCAACGACAUCGAUGAGGUCACCAAAUCACUAUUUUCAGAUGAGGAGUGGAAGGAAAUCACCACCUCAGGACUAAGGAUAACCAAAACUUGA